Molecule: messenger RNA, 525 nt
Organism: Tetrahymena thermophila SB210
Lineage: Eukaryota; Ciliophora; Oligohymenophorea; Hymenostomatida; Tetrahymenidae
Exons: 2
Source: RefSeq, a predicted model, not a curated record
AUGAAGCCUAAUUUAAGGAUUUAUAUAGAAAUGCAGUAGCCUAAGAGAAACUUUGAUUUGUAUAAACUCAUUACAGACAAGUAGAUAGAUUUUUAAGUAGCUGAUUUGAUUCAAGAUGAGUAGUCUUCAUUUGUUUCUGUACGCAUUUAUGGUCAAUUUAAAUGCUUUGUACCAAAAAGUACUAUUUAAGAGUAAUUAGAUAAAAUAAAAAAUUUAUCUAGUAAAGAAUUAGCUAAAAACAAAAUAUUUAAAUUUCUCUCUGAGUACAAUAAAAAUAAUUAAAAAUAAGAUGAACUAUCUCAUGAUUACUAUGGAUACUUUAAGGUUUAGUAGCACCAAUUUAUACUCAAUUUAGAAAAUGCUCAAAGAGAAGCAAGCUUGGCAGUAGAUGAUUUCUACUUUAUUAAUGGGAGAAUUUAUAAAACUAAUCACGAUAUUUUGAUUCUGCAAGCUCAUCAUGUAUAUUAAAUGCAAAAACCUACUCUUUAAUUGCUUCAAGCUGCGUCAGAAAUUAAUCAAAAUUGA